Molecule: messenger RNA, 2310 nt
Organism: Myxocyprinus asiaticus (Chinese sucker)
Lineage: Eukaryota; Metazoa; Chordata; Actinopteri; Cypriniformes; Catostomidae
Product: alcohol dehydrogenase 1-like
Exons: 9
Coding region: 86-1219 (377 amino acids)
Biological process (GO): formaldehyde catabolic process
Cellular component (GO): cytosol
Molecular function (GO): S-(hydroxymethyl)glutathione dehydrogenase [NAD(P)+] activity; zinc ion binding
Source: RefSeq, a predicted model, not a curated record
GAUUGCUUCAUCUGUAUAAAAAUGAGCGCCAAAGUAUCUCUUGCUUUCUUUGCAUUGCAACACAGCAAUACGACCACACUGGGAAAUGGCCACUGCAGGGAAGGUGAUUAAAUGUCGGGCUGCUGUUGCCUGGGAGCCCAAUGCUCCCCUGGUGAUGGAAGAAAUUGAAGUGGCGCCACCUCAGGAAGGAGAAAUCCGAAUUAAGGUUGUGGUGACAGGCGUGUGCCACACCGACUUGUACCACCUGUUUGAAGGGCAGCAGAAGCGAGGCUUCCCCUCUGUGCUGGGUCAUGAGGGGGCUGGGGUGGUGGAGAGUGUGGGACCUGGAGUCACUGGUUUCAAACCAGGUGAUAAGGUGAUUCCACUCUUCCUCUCUCAGUGUGGAGAGUGCAGGUUCUGUAAGUGUCCAAAAACGAACCUGUGUGACCGCAGCUGGUCAAGCAAGUAUUAUGAUGUGAUGUCUGAUCCCACCUCACGUUUUACUUGCCGUGGUCGGUCCAUCUUGCAGUUCAUGGGCACAAGUACCUUCUCUGAGUACACUGUCAUAAAUCAGAUAGCAGUGGCAAAGAUUCAGGAUGAUGCCCCACUCGACCGCGUGUGUCUGCUUGGCUGUGGCAUUGCUACUGGCUAUGGAGCUGCCAUCAACACAGCAGGGGUUACUCCAGGCUCAGUUUGUGCAGUUUUUGGACUGGGUGCUGUAGGUCUCGCUGCAGUCAUGGGUUGUAAAAAUGCAGGAGCAUCUCGGAUCUUUGCUGUGGAUAUCAAUGAACAGAAGUUUGAGAAGGCAAAGGUUUUCGGUGCCACUGAUUUUGUGAAUCCAAAAUCACACAAUAAACCCAUCAGUGAGGUACUGGGAGAAAUGACCAAUGGAGGAGUGGACUUCUCAUUUGAGUGUGUGGGCAACACAGCAGUAAUGAGGAGUGCACUAGAGUCAUGUGUUAAAGGUUGGGGUGUGAGUGUUUUAGUUGGAUGGACCGAUGUGACGGACUUUUCUGCGCGGCCGAUUCAGCUCAUAUCUGGAAAAACCUGGAAGGGAUCUCUGUUUGGAGGAUUUAAGAGCAAGGAGAGUGUUCCAGGGUUGGUGCAGGACUACAUGUCUGGCAAAAUAAAGCUUGAUGAGUUUAUUACCCACAACAUGAGUCUGGAGCAGGUCAAUGAUGCCAUCAAUCUCAUGAAGACUGGAAAGUGCAUUCGAACCAUCCUGAAUAUUUCCAAAUGAGAAGCAAAUCAUCCAAUCUCAAUCAGGUUCUAAGCCAGUUAUAGCCUAAACUGUUUAAUUAACAUUCCACGUUGCCUGAAAUUAUAAUAUAUAUAUAUAUAUAUAUAUAUAUUUUUUUUUCUUAUACAAUAUUCAAAUAUUUUGACCUGUUUUGUUUAAUAUUCAUUUUCUAUGAGGUUUGCAAUUUUUGCAAAAAAAAAAAAAAAGGUAAAAUACUUUGAGAUAUGUCUAAUUACAGUGUAGAAACCUGAAUUGUGUGGGUUUGUUAUUUUCUAACAAUACACAUUAAAUAUGCAUACAAAUAUUGACAAUUAAAAACAAUUAAAAUGUAUACAAUAAAUAAAAAAUAAAAAUCAUAUGCCAGAAUGGGUAACAUGAUUGCAAAUUUAGUCAAAAUUAAGCUCACUCAGGGUUUGGGACCAAAUGUUGAUUUGUAGUUAUUGAUAAACUUACAUUUCCCAAAAAUUCAAGUGAAAUAUUUGUUUGUCCGUUGUAUUUCUUAAAAUAUCUUUCAAGAAAAUAAAAAAAAAUAAAAAAAAUAAAAACGGUUGAAUAAUUGAGCUUGAUGAAUGCAGUCAACACUACAAUUUGUGCAAAGUUAUGAUGUUGUAUGAUUUAAUUUGUUAGAUACAGUAGAGAAGGUCAAGACCCCUGAGGUGAGGCAGGCCAAAAUCACCACUUAAGGUGAGGUUUAAAAUGCUAGGGUAAUUUUAUGUUAGGUAAUAAUUUAUCAAACAUAUCUAAUGGUUCUCAAAAUAAUAAUAAUAAUAAUAAUAAUAAUAAUAAUAAUAUUGUCUCUUUACCAUAUUUCUGUAACAGCUGAAUGCAUUCAAGGAUCUGUUUUAAUAGCAUACUCUAGCCCACUGCUUCAUGAAGUGCUUUCACCUGCCUUUUUCAACAACUACCAAUUUGUGCUAACCCAGCAAAAUGUAUAUAAAUCCAUUAUACAUGGUUAUGGAAGAAUGCAUGUAAACAUUUGUAUUACACGAAAAUAUUGCUUAAUUCAUCUGCAACACAACAUCCUUCUGAAAACUUUUUCCAAGAAAAUGUUAUCUAAUCUGUGGCAAAUAAAAAAGAGACAAGCAUGCAAA